This is a messenger RNA of Polychytrium aggregatum, 1571 nucleotides long. RefSeq lists its product as uncharacterized. NCBI's taxonomy places the organism in Eukaryota, Fungi, Chytridiomycota, Chytridiomycetes, Polychytriales. The coding region runs from base 96 to 1523 and encodes 475 amino acids. Gene Ontology annotation, molecular function: protein binding. The transcript is spliced from 2 exons. The record is from RefSeq and is a predicted model, not a curated record.
UCUUGGAGCUGUUGCGUUGGCCGUGAUGCUCACCCAGAUGGCCAUGUUCGGUGGCAGACACUGUCGCCAGAGAGCAGCAUUCGACUCUGCACCGGAUGAGACCGUGCCCAGACAUCUUCACCAUAAUCUGCUGCAACGACAGCUUCCAGCUCGCCCUCAGCCUCGCCGACAUUGAGACCCUGCUCCUCGUCUGCAAGCGGGCCCAGCCACUCCUGGACUCCAAAGUGAAUCGGCUUCGACACUGGUGCAAGGAGAACCGGCUGCACUCUCCAGACAGGCCGCUGCCGGAUCUCAUCUCUGCCAACGACUUGAUUGCCAUCUCGCUGCACUAUGGCGGCCAAGAGACUGCCGACCGAUCCUGGCUCGUUGCCUUGGCUGACCAGGGAAACCCUGCUGCGUCAUAUCUGCUGGCACGAAUCCUGCAAGCCAAUCUCGCUCACCGGCAGCCAGUGACUCGGUCCAAGCGGCGAGAAACUCAACAAGAAAUCGCCCAGCACCUGGAAACGGCUGCCAACGCAAAGCAUCCAAUGGCACAAUUCCACCUGGCCCACUCCUACCGCAACGGACUCGGAGUCUUCCAAGACUACACCAAGGCCGUCGAGCUGUACCGCACACUUGCAGAUCGUGGGAUGCCUCAGGCUCAAAUCGCCCUUGGCUGCUGCUAUGAAGGCGGCGAGAGUGUCGACCAAGACUUUGACACAGCCAUUGAGUGGCAUUCCAAGGCCGCAGAUCAAGGCAGUGAAGACGGUCGACUCCAUAUCGUGUUCUUCCGUGGCUGGCUCUCGUUCAUCGGCCAUGGUGUCGAACAGAGCGACGCCGAUGCCUUCAACCGCUGGCAGGAGGUCAGCACUCAAUCCACCGACCCGGUCAUCAAGCCCAUCGCCACGCACAUGGUUGGGUGGAUGCACUAUCUCGGCCGGGGUACUGUGCGUGACGAGCAGAAGGGAGUCAAGAUCAUCCGGGAGAACAGAUCGGAUGAGUUUCCCUUGGGAGAAGAGGAGUGUCUCGCUGGUGAAAGUACGAACGUACGUCCCGACUCCAGCAUCCUCGCAUCUCGAAAAUUCGUCGAGCUGUGCCAGCUGGGAUCAGAGCAAGACUGGCUGUGUCGCCACCUCACGGCCAUAUGCUUCUCCUAUGGAUUCGGAACGUCAUGGGACAUGAAUCAGGCAGUGGAUACAUUCGAGCAGCUCGCAAGCGACGGACAUGGCGACGGUCAGUUCUGGAUUGGAUUGUGCCAUUACUCAGGAUGGGGAGAAUGCUAUGAAAGCUCGAUUGCACUCGAGUGGUUCAGCAGGUCAGCCAACCAAGGAAACUCCUACGGGCAGUGGAUGCUUGGUCAUUGCUAUCACCAAGGAGCAGGAGUGGCAACAGACUACUACAAGGCCGUCGAGUGGUUCCGCAAGUCGGCCGAACAGGGAAAUCGGUAUGGGCAGAACGCUCUCGGCAACUGCUAUCAGAACGGCGAGGGUGUUGCCAAGGAUGUCGACGCCGCUGUCUUCUGGUUCAGUAAGGCGGCCGGAUAGGGUCUGCGAUGGUCUCUGGACAAACUCUUGCAGAAUGUCUGCUCCCUC